This is a messenger RNA of Hemibagrus wyckioides, 2500 nucleotides long. It is a transcript of the gene tcf7, whose product is annotated as transcription factor 7. Gene Ontology annotation, cellular component: beta-catenin-TCF complex. The transcript has 12 exons. The coding region runs from base 233 to 1672 and encodes 479 amino acids. Gene Ontology annotation, biological process: regulation of transcription by RNA polymerase II; canonical Wnt signaling pathway. The record is from RefSeq and is a predicted model, not a curated record. Gene Ontology annotation, molecular function: DNA-binding transcription factor activity, RNA polymerase II-specific; RNA polymerase II cis-regulatory region sequence-specific DNA binding. NCBI's taxonomy places the organism in Eukaryota, Metazoa, Chordata, Actinopteri, Siluriformes, Bagridae.
GCGCUACACUACUUGUCUUCUGCUCAAAAGCAGUAUUUGUUGCAGGCCGUGACUGCACUACUUUUCAUCUCGCCGAGGUCCUACGUGUUUUUUUUCCCCCUCUUUCUGUUAUCUCUUUAAAAGUUCGAGCACUUGAAUUGUGAGAAAAAUUCCCAAAAAAGUUUUGACGGGAAAGUGGAAGUGUCUUUUGUUUUUUGUUUUGUUUUGUUUUGUUUUACAAAGAAAAAAAAAAAUGCCGCAGCUCAAUAGCGGAGGGGGGGAUGAUCUCGGAGCCAACGACGAAAUGAUUGCCUUCAAAGAUGAAGGAGAACAAGACGAAAAAAUCCAAGAGAACGCGUUUACCGAGCGGGACCUGGCCGAUCUGAAAUCCUCACUGGUGAAUGAAUCGGAGAUCAGUCAAAACUCGCACCCGCCGGUGGUUAGAACAGGACAGCAGGAGGAGCAGAGAGUGUACGAAGAAAAACACAGGGAUCACCUCGAACAUCUUGAAGACGUAAUAAAGCCUCAAGAUGGGGGGAUGUACAAAGCCUCAUCAUAUUCUGCAUACCCGUUCCUGAUGUUGCCGGAUCCCUAUCAUCCAAAUGGACAAGUGUCACCAUCAGCUAACAAAGUGGCAGUUGUUCAGCAGCCUCAUGGGAUGCACCCACUUACAACCCUUCUACCAUACAGCAAUGAACACUUCAACCCCAGCCCUUCGCAUCUGGCAUCAGACAUGAGUCAAAAACCAGGUGUUCACAGACAUCAGCCCCAUGAUCUCCCAAGCUUCUAUUCCCUGCCUUCAGGAGGAGUCGGACAAAUUACCUCAUCCAUGGGUUGGCAAAGUCAGCCUGUCUAUCCACUCUCCUCGUGUGGCUUCAGGCAGCCCUACACCUCCAGUCUCGCCAGCAACUCCUCCUAUUCAAGGUUCUCUCACUCUCUGAUUAUGGGGCCAUCUGGAAUGCACCCUACAGGAAUCCCACACCCUGCUAUAGUGCCCUCUUCAGGCAGGCAAGAGCAUGACCAGUUUGACAUUAAACCACAUCCAGAGUCAAAGCGGGAGAGAGAACCUAAGAAGCCAGUCAUUAAGAAGCCUCUGAAUGCUUUUAUGCUCUACAUGAAGGAGAUGAGGGCAAAAGUCAUUGCAGAAUGCACCUUGAAGGAGAGUGCAGCUAUCAACCAGAUACUGGGCCGUAGGUGGCAUGCUCUGACUCGCGAGGAACAGGCUAAAUACUAUGAGCUUGCUAGGAAAGAGCGGCAGCUUCACAUGCAACUCUACCCCAGCUGGUCUGCCCGAGACAACUAUGGCAAAAAGAAGAGAAGAAAAAGAGACAAGCAACAAGAUUCUACCACAGACCCUGGCUUCCAUAAGAAAUGCCGAGCUCGUUUCGGCCUCAAUCAACAAAUGGACUGGUGUGACCCCUGCAGGAGAAAAAAGAAGUGCAUUCGCUACCUUCAAAGAGGACAGUGCGGCAGCCCCAAUUCUUCCGAUGGAAGUGCUGUAGAAUCUCUCUCCUCUCCUAUUCAUUACUUCACACAUAAAUCCUCUCCUCUAAACUGCCCCAAUGCUUUUCCCAAUGCCAGCAAUAUCCAUGCGCAAACCGGACAACACCCUUACUCUCAUUGCUCAGUCCUCGCAAACUCCCAAUUUUCUUCAGCAGAGCAAAAACAGAUAACUCCUUCAACACUUCUGUAGUUCAUAUCAUUCAACAAUGAGACCCAGAAACUCUUGUGCCUUCAGUGUUUCCAACAGACACUAUAAAAAUUUAAAUGAAGACACCAGCUGCGGUGUGUAUCACAUUGCUAGCAACUUAAUUGUAGAAAUUUAAAAAUGUCUUCACAUGAUGGUAUUCUAUACCUAAAGUUAAAAUGUUUUUGUCAUUUUUCUUAAUCGUUUUUUUGCAUUUAUUUACAAACUGCUCUACUUAGAGCUCUAAGUGCUUUGUCUGGUGUCUUUCAACCAGACAUCACAAUGUCAAGUACAUUUUAAGUAACAGUAAUGAAAAUGGUUCAUUAUGCUGUAUUGAUUUUGAAUAUGUUCAACAAUAGAAUAGAAAUGUGCAGAAGUUCUCAAGUUACAUUGUAGAGUUUAUGUUGAAUUAAUGCAGCUCCUCAAAUUACUGUGCUUGUUUACUUCAUAUACAUCACAGAUCUUUAUUUCAUCUAAGUAAAAAAAAAGCUUUUUGUUUUCUUUUUGCUAUUUUUUUAAGUGGUGAUUUAUUGUUUUCUAUGGUGACGUAUACAUGUUUAAUAUAUUAAACAUUUUGGAAAUCGUUGAAUUGAAUUUAUGUUCUUCAUGGCAAUGUUAAAAGGAACACGCCAGUGGUUACACUCUAUCCACAAAUUAUGUGAACUUGAAAUUGUUAAUGCCACUGAGAGAAUUACUGAAUUUCUUGUACAUAAACGUAUUGAUUUUCCAAACAGCUGUGCACUGACCUCUAUUAUAAGUGUGUUGAACUGGGUUUUCCAUUCUUUUCUCAGUACCUUUUGGUGCCUUCAGAAAGUAUUUACACCCCUUCAUUUU